GAACACACAACCGAACUGCUAUAGUGACCAGAAAUACACCAGAGUGGGAAAAAACCAAACUCAUCUGAAGUCAGAGACGCCUGAAUCAUCUGAGAACCUUGCUGGAAUCACCCAAUGGAUCCAGCACUGGCAGAGCAUUGUGCUCGUCUUCUCAGGCAACUAGAGAAGAUGAGAGCUGCUGAGGAGCUCACUGAUGUAGUUCUGCUAGCUGAUGGGAUUCCUUUUUCUUGCCACAAGGUGGUGUUGUCUGCAUUCAGCCCUUACUUUCAGGCCAUGUUUACAUGUGGUUUGAAAGAAACGAGGGGGGGUGAGGUACCCCUGAGAGACACUCCUGCUCACAGCCUGGGGCUUCUCCUUGGUUACAUGUACCGUGCAGAGCUCCCCCUGUCCAACGACAACAUCCAGGCAGUGUCUGCUGCUGCCUUCCUUCUCCAUAUAGAUGGAGCCUUCAGGUUGUGUCAAAACCACAUGGAGGCCAGUAUGGACGUUUCCAACUGUGUUGGUUUGUACCACUGGGCCAGAGACCUGGGGGCCACUGGUUUAGCUGACUGUGCUUUUCGAUACCUCUGCCAACACUUUGCACAGGUUUGUGAGGAGGAAGAAAUCCUCGAGCUGGAUGCUGACAGACUGGCGGAUCUGCUAGCUUCAGACGACCUUAACAUUUCCCAGGAGGAGGUGGUGCUGGAACUAGUGUUGCGUUGGGUGGAGAGGCGGUGUGGGGACUUGCGGAGUGAAGCUCAGGCUGUGGAGUUACUCAGGCAUGUCCGCCUGGAGCUUGUGGACCCUGUGGUGCUACGGAGAGCCAGGAGAAGAAACCCGGUUUUGCUGCAGGACUUUGAGUGCAUUGCAAUGAUCGAUGCUACCCUCCAGACUUCAGGUCUCUGUGAGGCUCCAACUCCACCUCGACCAGCCCUUCGUUAUGGGAUGGAGACCACUGACAUCCUGCUCUGCCUGGGAGGGGUGGACAAAGAUGGAGUGCCUGCACGACGUGGUGGCUUCGCCGAUCUCAGCUUUUGCUUUGCCCCCAAUGGCAGAAAAACUUACUACAUACCUUCUCCCCUUAAAGGCUGUGGAGGUUUUGGUCAGAUCACAGCAGGGGUUGUGACACGUGACAACAGCAUAGUUGUUGCAGUGGAGGCGCAGGGCCAAAACAGGGUGAAGAGAAUGGAUAUCUUUAGAUAUGAUCCUGCAGAGGAGUCCUGCUGGGUGGAGCUUUGCUCACCAGCACACAGAGACAUGUUUGCUUUAGGGAUGCUGGGCGACACCCUCUACAUGAUAGGUGGCCAGAUGAAAGUGCACCAUCAUUACAUCAUCACAGACAGUGUGAUGAGGUGGUCACUGAAGAGAGGAGGCAGUUGGCUGUUUUUCGCCCCGCUGCCUCUUCCUCUAGCCUGCCACUGCACUUUCAGCCUGAAGGAGCAUCUUUAUGUGCUGGGAGGCUGGACACCACAGAACCUACCAGAUGAAGAGCCAGAUAAGCUGAGUAACCGAGUGUUUCAGUUCGAUCCCGGUAAGGACAGAUGGACAGAGUGCGCCAGGAUGAAGUACUCGAGGUAUCGCUGUGGCACCGCUGUUCUCAAUGGAGAAAUCUACAUUUUAGGUGGCAUAGGGUGUGAUGGAGAAGAUCGAGGACAAUCACGUAGCUGUCUGAGCUCUGUAGAGAUCUACAACCCAGAAACAGACACUUGGAGGCCAGGACCGACUAUGCCUACAUCUCUGCUCUCCCUCAGAAACUACACCUCCAAUGUAGGAGCAGUUGAUGGCAAACUGUACCUCUGUGGAUACUACAAGGGGGCUAGCCGCCAUGAGAUCAUCACCAAGGAGAUUUUGGAACUGGACCCUACAGAGAAUGCAUGGGCAGUGGUAGAAAGACGUGCAGCAAUGCAAGACAGCUAUGAUGUCUGUCUGGUGGCUAAGCUCAAUCCUCGUGAUCUCCUUACAUCAUAAUUCAUCCUUUUAUGGUGAGGAGCAAAACACUGCUGGAGGUUCAGGGUGUAGCCUAUGUCCAACCUAACAUGAAUUACUGUGGGUUUGUUCAUUAAAAAACUAUUUGAGGUCAGACAUUUCUGAACAUGCUACAUAGUAAAAAUAAUAAUCUGUCGAUAGAAGAUGUCAUAUGUUCUUGUUCUGGUGGAAGGAUGUGCUUUUUUCUUUUAUUUAUAUGUCUCAGAUUUUAGUAUAUAGUGCAUAUUAGCAAAGGUGGGUCGUAACACACUACAUUUUGUUCCGCUUGGGUCGCAUUUUACUGCGCGGAUCGCUCUCCCAAGAUGCAGCAGGAACUCCGGAGGUAAGACGUGAAGGACAAUACUGCCAUCUAUAACAUCAAUAACAUAUACGGCUUUUAGAGAGUGCAGUGCACAACUGCGCACACAACAAGGAGACGAAGCAGAAGAAGAAUGAGGAAGAUACAGCCAUGGCGACGCCGACGACGAGUAAGAUGAAGAAAUACGCUUUGUUGCACCUUUCCUGCCUGAGUCCGGCGAUUAGUUGCAAAUCUUGCUUUAUUGAUUACUUGCACACAGCCAAUCCAACACAAAACAAACUAGUCCCGCCCGCACUCACGCUACCGCUCCCUCUCUGCUCUCGCCCACACACUCACUGACAUCACUCACCUCACAUGCUCACCUAUUAAAGGGCCACACACACACAUACGCUACUCUCAUAACAGCUUGUAAGUUCCAAGCCGCAGCUGCGAUUGGACCUGGAUAGCCUCCGGGAAGAAGUAGUGGACUACCAAGUGCUUGGCACUGAAGAUCUUCCUCAGGAAGCAAAGAUUGACCGGUUUUGGGCCAUACUAGUGAGUGAUGGAAGAUUCCAGACUCUAAUGCAUUUGAUGAAAGCACUUUUGUGCGUGCCACACAUCAAUGCAUCAUCAGAGAGGGUGUUCAGCAUGGUUAGAAAAAUAGUGACAGAGAAUAGAACAAGGAUGGACAAUUCAACCCUUAACUCAACAAUGAGUAGAUGAGUGUUA
This is a messenger RNA of Nerophis lumbriciformis (worm pipefish), 2971 nucleotides long. RefSeq names its product kelch repeat and BTB domain-containing protein 12-like. The record is from RefSeq and is a predicted model, not a curated record. Gene Ontology annotation, molecular function: protein binding. NCBI's taxonomy places the organism in Eukaryota, Metazoa, Chordata, Actinopteri, Syngnathiformes, Syngnathidae.